CGCCAAUCAUUUAUCAGCCCCGCGGUGUCACAUCCAAUCACAGCGCGUUCUGAGGAAAUGGGCGGGACACUCGCGUCUUCUUCGCUGGUGCGACUGCGGGCAACUUCCGCCUGCAUCGUCCUCUGGAAACCACAACAAUGGGCAGUGUUUUGGCUGCCAGCUCCCCCAACCCACCACCACCCUCGGCCCCCGGCGGGGCGGCUGCCCCCGGGCUGACGGUGCCGCCGGGCUUCGGGAUGCCCCCGGUUUCUUCAGUCUUGGCGCCGGCUGCCUCCGGGCAGCAGCAGGACGAGGCGGAAAGCUCUUUGCCGAAUCCGGGCGCCUUUGACGAGUGUCAUCGCAAAUGCAAAGAGGUUUUUCCUAUGCAGAUGGAAGGUGUCAGGCUAGUCGUCAACAAGGGCCUUAGCAACCACUUCCAGGUUAAUCACAACGUGCUGCUGAGCACCACUGGAGAUUCCACCUACAGGUUCGGCGCCACGUAUGUUGGACUGAAGCAGACUGGACCAGCGGAGUUUUUUCCCGUCAUGGUGGGAGACAUCGACAACAGCGGCAGCCUCAACGCCCAGAUCAUCCACCAGGUCACCAGCAGAAUACGAUCCAAAGUGGCCUUCCAGACGCAACAACAAAAGUUUGUGAACUGGCAAGGAGACGCCGAGUUCAGGGGAAAAGAUUUCACCGCGACGGUCACACUUGGAAAUCCAGACGUCCUCGUCGGCUCUGGUAUCGUGGUCACACACUACCUCCAGUCCAUAACGCCGGCCCUGGCUCUGGGAGGGGAGCUGGUUUACCACCGCAGGCCAGGAGAGGAGGGCACAGUGAUGUCUUUAGUUGGCAGAUACACGGGCAAUAACUACAUCGCCACGUUGACGCUCGGCGCAGCAGGAGCUCAUGCGUCGUACUACCACAAAGCCAACGAUCAGUUGCAGGUCGGCGUGGAGUUCGAGGCCAGUGCGCGCAUGCAGGACACCAGUGUGUCGUUUGGCUACCAGCUAGAUGUGCCUAAAGCUAAUUUACAGUUUAAAGGUUCAGUAGACAGUAACUGGGUCGUCGGUGCGACGUUAGAAAAGAAGCUCCUGCCGCUGCCGCUCUCCCUCGUCCUCUGCUCCUUCCUCAACCACCGCAAGAACAAGUUCCAGUGCGGCUUCGGCGUCACCAUCGGUUAGACCGACCAUCGGACCGACCGACCGACCGUCGGGCCGACCGGUCCCCGGGUCACGGUCCAGCUCUGGACGAACAGACUGUGUCACUCUGCCGGUGGCCCCAUCACCUCAGUCCGUCUGUUUUGUCGGUAGAUUCGACUGUUAUUUGUUUAUUUUUUCAUCAUGUGGUGAAUAGAUGCUAAUAAUUUAAAUCUCAAGAUAUGAAUCCCCUGAAUGAUCUUUAACGAACGGGAUCGGCCGGAUAUUAACCGGCCGCGGACUCUCGACACGAAAACAAUAGGCGACACAUUAGAAGACGACGCAGCGCUCUUUAUGUCCAUCCUUUAAUUCAGUGCCUGUCACGUUUAUGUUCUUUUGUUUGAAUUUUAUUCCUGUUGUUUUUUCUUUCUUCUUUUCCUCUUUACUUUUUUUUUUUUUUUUUUUUUUUACUGUAAAGUGUCUCGGUGUGCAGUGAAUGAAAUCAUUUGAUUGUUUAACAGUGAUUUAUUGGUUACAGACAAGUUUACCAGCGGUUAGAAAAAGGAGUGUACUGUACUAUAAUGUAUGUCAUGUUCUCAGUCCAUCACUUGAUUCAUUGCCUUUUUUUUUUAUGUU
Mugil cephalus (flathead mullet) is the source of this 1754-nucleotide messenger RNA. RefSeq names its product translocase of outer mitochondrial membrane 40 homolog, like (gene tomm40l). The record is from RefSeq and is a predicted model, not a curated record. Gene Ontology annotation, cellular component: mitochondrial outer membrane; mitochondrial outer membrane translocase complex. Gene Ontology annotation, molecular function: transmembrane protein transporter activity. The transcript has 10 exons. Bases 138 to 1163 code for a protein of 341 amino acids. Lineage: Eukaryota; Metazoa; Chordata; Actinopteri; Mugiliformes; Mugilidae. Gene Ontology annotation, biological process: protein import into mitochondrial matrix.